Messenger RNA from Physeter macrocephalus (sperm whale), 1188 nucleotides. It is a transcript of the gene CARD19, whose product is annotated as caspase recruitment domain family member 19. Lineage: Eukaryota; Metazoa; Chordata; Mammalia; Artiodactyla; Physeteridae. Bases 443 to 1036 code for a protein of 197 amino acids. The transcript has 8 exons. Gene Ontology annotation, cellular component: mitochondrion. The record is from RefSeq and is a predicted model, not a curated record.
GCUGGCGGGAGCUAGGCUCAAGGCUUAAGGCUUCUGGAGGCCCAGUAACUGAUGAGGACCGGGCUCAGCGAGGGGCGGGGCUCAAGGGCUGUGGCAGCGACAGAACUAACGUCCGCGAGGGGACGGGCGCGCGGCCACGGUGGCCCAUAAGGUCCGGGUGUCCCGAUGCCACACCGGGGGCCGCUCCUCGCGGCGGCGAGUGACCUUGCCCGUGACUGAGUGUCCUGUCGACGAGACGACGGCAGAGCGGCUCGCGGCCCGGGGCCGGGUUCUUGGGGGGCGAGGCCACGCCGGGUCCUGAAGGCUUCUGAGCGUUGGGGGCCCCGCCUUGGAGGGUUCUGGACAGCGAGGCCAGCUCUGCCUGCCCCCCAUCCCCUGGGUCCACCAGGAAACAGGACAAGCUGCCACAGAGCAGACCUACUGUGACCGCCUGGUCCAGGACAUGCCUUUCCUCACAGGCCUUGGGCGCCUGAGUGAGCAGCAGGUGGACAGGAUUAUCCUCCAGCUGAACCGCUACUACCCCCAGAUCCUCAGCAACAAGGAUGCGGAAAAGGUGCCAAGGAGCCUGAGGCUGCUUUCCCAUCCCUUCCUCUCUGGGCUGGGAGAAGCGGGGGGCAGGACAGCUUGGAGUUCCGGAACCCCAAGGUAUCUCUGCGAGUGCGUCUCUGCGACCUCUUGGGCCACCUGCAGCGGAGCGGUGAGCGGGACUGCCAGGAGUUCUACCGGGCCCUGUACAUCCAUGCCCAGCCCCUGCACAGCUGCCUGCCCAGCCGGCACGCCCUGCGUAAAGAACUCAGAUUGCACAGAGCUAGACUCGGGCACCGCAGGCCGUGAGCUCAGUGACAGGGGACCCGUGGCCUUCCUGACCUGUCUCGGCCUGGCCGCAGGGCUGGCACUCCUCAUCUACUGCUGCCCCCCAGACCCCAAGGUGCUGCCAGGGGCCCGGCGUGUCCUGGGCUUCUCCCCUGUCAUCGUCGACAGGCACGUCAGCCGCUUCCUGCUGGCCUUCCUCACAGAUGACCUGGUGGGGCUCUGACCGAUCCCAGCCCUGCCCGCCUGGCUGCUUGCUGCCCUGGGGCUGGCUUGCUUUUCUAAGUGUUUAUUUCUCACUGUUUAUAACUUAUGUAACAAGCACUUUACUUUCACUGUACAAAGGUGCUCAACAAUAUUAAAUGUUUGAGUUUUAUC